Limulus polyphemus (Atlantic horseshoe crab) is the source of this 8277-nucleotide messenger RNA. RefSeq lists its product as uncharacterized. Gene Ontology annotation, molecular function: protein binding; calcium ion binding. The annotation marks the transcript as partial. The transcript has 13 exons. Lineage: Eukaryota; Metazoa; Arthropoda; Merostomata; Xiphosura; Limulidae. The record is from RefSeq and is a predicted model, not a curated record.
AAUGUCUGCAAGAGGAGUUCCAGUGCCUGACAGACAAUUUAUGUAUUCCUGAAAGUCGAGUUCAUGACGGCUGGAAAGACUGUCCCGAUGGUUCCGAUGAAGAAUGUGGAGAAGACCAACAUCGUUGUGGGUGCGGAUUUCCUCGCUGUCUGGAUCGACAACAUGUUGGAGACGGAAUCAGUGAUUGUUUGGAUGGGUCAGAUGAAGAUAUUUCUCAAAAAAAGUCUUCCUACAUGUGUCCGGAUGAAGACCAGCUUCAAGACCUCUUGGCUGUGGAAAGGAAAAAACGAGAUGCAGAGCCACAGGAAGAAGAAUACAUUGAAGAAACAGUUAACACAGCUCCCGACGAAUCUUCCACAGCUAAUAGCAGAAUCAUAAAGAAGGCAAAAAAAUAUCGAACGUUUAUUCGGAGAGUCAAGCCCUCUGGUGGAUUGAACCUACAAGGUUCCCGACCUAUCGUAAUAAGAAGAACUAGGAUAAAUCAGGCUUCCCCAUCAGUACUUGCAACACCUCUAAGAAAUACAAAUUUAGAAAGUACACAGCUAAGUUAUGACCGUGUCUUCUCAUCAGAAGAAAUAGAUGACGUUUCGGUUCCAAAACCUAUAAGACGUGUUGUUCGCUUGAAACGCCCUUUGGGACAAUCAGAGGGCAACCGACGAAUUAUUGUGACCAGAAGAGUAAACCCCCAAAGUCCGGUGGGGAUCGCUACUUCUGUGAAAGCAAGGGGACCGGUGUUAAGUUAUGUAGAUCAUUCUAAUGAUUUGGAUGUUGAGACAUUUCAUAAGAAGUUGUACUCAACGGUUUUGCCUUUGACUUUUUAUACAACGUUUACUUACUUCACAACGUUUCUCCAAGGAACUGUUCCUGUUUAUACUAGCAGAGAAGCCGUGCGUUUUAGCAUUAGUCUACAAACACCCAACCCUGCUAUUGUGAGUGUUAUUGAGAAAGAGUCGGGUUAUAUAACUCGUGUGGAGGAUCAGAAAAUUACACCCAUUGGUUCUAGAUCACGAGAAGGAACAAUAACGAUUGUCAAUCUUGGGUCCAGAGUUCAGAUUUUUAACAAUGAUAUUCAACGUGCAAUAUUCGCAACAACAUCUGUUCCAACAUUUGGUGAACAAAAGACAAUAGACGUAAGUUACCUGGAUUCCAUUGCUAAAACGUACUAUACACACUUCACGUACUUUUACACUUUUUACGAUAGUUUAACUACUCAGAAGUCAACACGCACUGAAGUCAUCUCAAGUACUGCAACACCAGACGAGGAACUUCUAAAGUAUUCUUUCGUAAACACCAUAGACAGCAAUGGUUUCCUUACUGUUCGUCCAGUGAACCGAAUAGUAAACCUGGGAUCAACAGCUGUUGACGGCACUACGACGCACCUUCGACUCUCUCUGCAAACACUUCUGAAACUGGAUGGUUUCCAAAAUGGUGUUUUAAGGACAGCAAUGCCCACAGAUGCACUCGUUCCAUCUCAAGAUAGUGGCCCAAUUUUGGCAUCAAAUUAUAUGCAAGGGCGCGUUGAAACUUCACAACAGGACUAUCUUUCACUUGAGCACUCACAACUAAAACCAUCUUACUUUUCAGCCGAAGAUGCUAGUUUCUCGAAUCAACGCUCUCUUUCUGUGGAUGUUACACCCGAAAUCCCAUCGAGAAGCGAAACGGACACAACCCUGUUUGAAAACAAACCUCGUGUUCGUGUAGUUACGUCCAUCAUACGAAGGACCUCUGGUGCCCUGAAAAGUCGAACAUUUCCACCAAGACCGGGCGUGCGUGUUCGUGUGAAACCUGCUACCUCAAAACUUAAAAUAACAUCUUUUUUAACAGACGAAAAUCAACCUACGACUUUAUCAGAUUUGUAUCCAAACCAGAGAAACAGUUUAUUCCAUUCAACUAAGUUUCUCAUACCUUCGCCUGAAAAUGUUGUAGCAACUCCAGAGUUCGAUAAUAAACUAGCAGAAGCAUCUGCAAAUAUUGUUUUAACUCCUUUUUUGACGUCAAGUUCGGAUGACUCAAUCGAAAGCAUAUCAACCUUGAAUUCUGCUGAAUUUGGAACAACGCCUGCUAAUAGAAAGAGACUAAAAAUAACAGUCCGAAGGCCCAUUGCAGGAGUACGGACUACUAGAACAAACGCAAGGUUUGUCUUGCCAUCUCGUCUGGACGUUACAAGUCGACCAAAGUAUUACGUUGUUACUAGAACUAACCCACUCGGUAUUGUCCAACCAUCAAGAAGACCGUAUGUCAAAGUGAGUAGAAGGUUGAGGACUUUUAUUACAACUCCAUCUUUACGUAAUAAAACUGACGACCACGUAAGCAGUUCUAGUUCGAUUAAAUCCGUGGUGCUCACUUUCUUCACCACCACCACUUUCACUGUCCCUUACACAGUGGGAGAUGAGACAUUGUAUACAACUGUGGAAGAGACCAAUUCACGCAUCACCACCCAACCUGUUGGGCAGUCCUCUUCAGUUGAAGCUACGUCAUCUCUCGAUUAUCCUACCGACUCCAGAGAAGACACUCCUUCUUUAGACCCUAUCCAGGGUAAUUCUAUAAACAUGUUACAUCCAGACGUUCUCACUCCCGAGUUAGAUUCUGAUUCUGAUGAAAGCCUGAACUUAUUGUCGUCAUUAUUAAUAUCAACAGAAGCUGACGCAACCGUUCCAACGUUUACCCCAGAAGAACUCUUUGAGCUCGAAAAUUCUAUAAAUAAUGCACUGAAAUCUUCUAGUCCUCAAGUAAUCACCACAAGCUCUGAAGACCAGUCUCUUCUAAUAACCAAUACAUUAGAUGGAUCACAUGUCAGAUCUGAAGAAUCAGAAAUACCGAAAGACAUUUCAAGUGAACCACUUAACUCUGACAACGACGAAUAUAAUCUAAAGACACUUUUUACUACGUUUACUCUUUAUACAACACUGUUCUCGGGAAGUUCCCCUAUAGUUUCAAGUUUUGAGAAGGUAGUUUCGGAAGUGGUUACCUUCCCUGUUACAGAAGAAAUAUUUUUUCUCAGCACUCCGUCUUUGUCGGACACUCGACCUCUCGAGAGUUUAUCUAUUUUAGUCGAAACAAGUGAAAUACUUAAAACUAGUACCAUCUUUAGCACGUCUACGUUCUUUGCUACUCUUUUCAAUGGCACAAGCUCAUUUGUUUCGCCCAUAGAAGAUGUUCACUCUGAAGUGUACACCAUUACUGAGCCUGUUACUUUUACUCGUACGCUUAGUUCAACAUCUACGCCUCUUCCAACACCAGUUCAACCUUCGCAACCCAUAGAACCAACCCCGGUGUAUUCCACUGUGACAGAAUACACCACUUAUACCAACUUCGUUACUUUGUUCCAAGAAGAUUCAUCCAUAAUCUCAAAUAUUGAAGAAGUGGUCUCUAACAUAUACACAAUUACUCUACACGGUUCUGUUGUAGAUUUAAGUACCACUGAGCCAGCAACGACUAGUAGCCCUACACCUCCAAUAGUUUCUAGUAGUUCUUUAAAACCAUCUGUUACCAUCUUCCAACCCACAACCAGCAGUUCUUUGUCCAAUGUGGAUGACUAUGUGCCAUCUGUUGAGACAUAUUCAUCAAUCAUUGACAGCAGUGGGAUGGUGGAAGUUCCAAAGAGCUCCACGUUUUCUUCACCAAUCACAAGUCCUACUAUUGUUAGCAGUACUUCGAAAAGUACCGAAGAACCUGAAGUGGUGAUCACGAGAACCACCACUCAAACUGUUUAUUCCACAGACACUCACUACAUCACCCUCUUCAGUGGCAUAAAAACAAUACUGUCGUCGAUUGAAGAUGUGCAUUCCAAACUGAUAGCGAAAACCGUCACGGAGACAAUCAAAGGUUCCAUUACUCUUAAUGCUAUAGUUUCAAGUAGCAUAAAAGAAAUAUUCUUACCAAAAACAACACAUUUUGAUGCUUCCAAAGCAGAAUCUGAGCGGCUACCCAAAGUUUCUUAUCCAAAACUUGUACCGUCUUUACAGAAAUAUCUUACCACUUAUACUUACUUCACGACUUUAACGAGUGGCACCAACACCAUUGUGUCCAGCAAGGAAGAGGUAGCAACUUCGUACAUCACCCUUUUUGUUCCAGAAUCGUCUCUUCUCAAGAAUAGCGAACUUACUACGACCUCUAUGACGAAACCAUCAGUGUCCUACAUAACCACAACCGAAUACAGUACCUAUACAUUCUUUACCACGUUGUUUAAUGGUGACGACCAAGUGGUCAUUACAAAUGAGCAAGUUAUUCCACAAGUUAGAACGUCAAAGAUAACAAUAUCAUCGGCAGAUUUCUCCAUUUCAACUACUACGCCUCUUUCCGAAAGUAUUUUGACUUUCUUCUCCACGUAUACCUACUAUACUACGUUUGUAACUGGAACCAAAACAAAGAUAUCUUCGAAUCUGAGCUCGGUCACACAGUUCGUAACAGUGCACCCAGCGGCUUCACAGGAUAAAACAGAAUCGAGUGACUUAAUAAUAGAGCCAACGCCUUCUGCAACUAUGGUUACUGUACCAGCUUUCACCGACUCGCCAGAAACUGCAGUUAUUUUAAGUAAAUCGUCCUCUUUAGCAACUAGCAUUACAAGCGUAGAAGACAUUGGAGCUACAGAAAGUACAAUGAGCAUUGUGGAUAUAAAACAAUCCAUUUCUUCAGUAGCAGACAGUAGCGAGUUGGAAGAUAUAGUGAGUAUUGUCACUAUUGUGUCUUCCAGUGUUUCAACUGAAGAACACACACCAGACGCAGAGGGCACUUUUGCCUUAGAAGACGUUCCUGUAAGAGUAGAGACAAAGAUUUCUGUUCAGACUAGCGUGUAUGUGGAAAGUAACAUUGCUUCUUCACAAGUAGAAUCAAGUGGAUCCAACGAGAAGGAAACUGUUAUUGGGAUACAACCCAGUAGCUCUUUAAUUGUUGGUGACAAAGAAACACCCACCUCUGGAAAUGACGAAACAUUUCUUAUUUCUAGUUUAGAAUCUGUAGAACUUGACGAACAGGAAAAAGUGAUUGUACCAACGGUUUCUGUUGGAAAAAGUCCUGUUGCUGAGAUUAAAGAGACAAAAACAUUAGCAGAAAAAACAAACAGAAGUUUUAACUCUAUAUUCAGUGGAACAUCCACUAAAGUAAUUGGUGGAUCAACAGUUGUCUUCUUUACUAACUUUAUAUUACCAGGUUUAGACCAACCUUCUUCGUCAACAUCAGCUGUAUCUUCAACAGAAUAUAACGAAAGUAACAUUUCUUCACUGGAAACGUCUGCUUUCAUAAUACCAACUUAUGUUAUUGACGAGGAAACAGGUGCUUUAAAACCAGCAGAAGACAUGGCUGAAAAUAUAACUCAAAUAAACUCGAAUGGCACAAAUGAAUUUAUAACAAAAUUGAAUGACUUUUAUCAACCAUCAGCUACGUUGGAUUAUGUGGAAUUGCAUAACGAAACAACUCCUGAUGAAGACUAUGAUAACCAGUCGGGACCAAUCAUAGAUUUGUCAGACCUUCUUGGAGGAAAUGCUAAUAUAGAUGGUAAUCUGGCUGAGGCAGUAAAGGGUAUUCUAAAUAAAAUUAAUCUAACAGGAACUGGUGCCAAUCAAACAAGAGAAAACAUCUUAGGUGUAAAACAAAAAGAAAUGGAGAGGGAAUCCAUUAGCAUUGAAAAAGAACCAACAGGAAGAGUUGUAGAUAUGGCCAGAAAUGAAGAUACUAAGCCUGAUGAAAGAUUGACAGAGUCAGAGCUGUCAUCUCAUGAACAAGAAUCUCGUGAUAAAGAAACUCACAUUUUCUCUGGAAUAAAGACAAUUUUCUUCGAACCAACACCUGUCUCCCUUGACCCAUCUAGUCUUGAACCAAGAAGCGAAGACACGUUAGAUAUUGGAACUGUUUCUCAAGAUAAUGCUAAGGAGACUUCUACAGGUGCAGUUGGAGCAGAAGUAAGUACAUCUACUAUCUCCGGUUUUAAGACCGUAUUUUUAGAAAGCUCCACAAUGGAACUCCAACAAGGCUCCGACACAAAAACUUCUGAAACUGAAUCAUCAGUAGAUCGCGAAACAUCAGAUCGAGCUAGAAAGAUACUAGGAGAAGUACAGGUUUACGAUGAGACCACGAUCCUUGCAAGUGGUUCCAAGCUACUUGUACCUGACAUUAAGCUUACUAAUUCUAGUAUGACACGGGAUCCAGAUGGACAUAUAACCAUAACUAAGACGUCAACAGGAGCUAAAACAAUAUUUUUCCCUCUUCCUAACCAAGAGAUCCAGGUUCCACACGUUGCUGAAGAUACUUCUACACGUUAUGUUACUAGUUUGGAGUCAGCAACCAGAACAUUGACAUUAACAACCACUAAUAUAUAUUAUACUAGGGAUAGUCCAAUUACCGUAACUUCUGUCUUUACAACUACAAUUCCACCGCGUACUUUUGUAUCCACUAUUAUUGGGAGCAGAACGAUUUUGGGCACGAUACCCGAGCCAACCGAGUCAGUCAAGUUUGAAAAGUCAACAAUAACCUCAAAAUCGACAACCAAAGUUACGACGACAACGCUUGUCUUUAACUCCAUUACUACAACAGUAGUACGUACAUUAGUUCUGAGGACUGAAGACCUAACACCAUCAGGAACAUCUACCACAACUUCAACCAGAGCAACCGUGAAUGUGUUCCAAGAAAAUGCUACAGCCAAAGAUUCGUCUGUAGAUUCAACAACCCUCAAUCCCAAGGAAAGCAUCUCAACCAAAGAUAGCUCAUCUUCAACGUCAGUAGCAUCGACGUCUCAAAACCUUCUUCCAAAUUCAACAAAUCCUGCAACUAAAUCCACGGAUUCUCCUCCGACAGAAUCGACGACCUCAGUUAGAAAGUACCCGGAUGACGUUUUUAACCAAGAAUUAUGCACCCCUGAAUGUGAUGUGACAAAUCACGAACUGUGUAAGAAAAUAGAUGGCGCUUGGGCCUGUGAAUGUAGACCCGGAUAUUCUCGAACAGAGAAUACUUUACCUUGUGAAGAUGUGAAGAGUUACGUUGUGGUGCUCCGUGUGCAGAAGGUCAAAGAUUCCGUCCUUACUUACAAAACUGAAAUGUCUAACAGUCUGUCUCUAGAGUUUAAAGAGCUUGCUGCUCUGACUAAGAAAGCCGUUACGCAAGCAUAUAAGAAUUCAAAGGUCAAAGAAGGUUACGUUAGUGCCGAUGUUAACAGUAUUAUGAACAUUAAAAAGCUGAAUAAGCCAAAGGAGUUGCAGGAAGGAGUUUUGGUAAACUUUACAGUUCGGGUUAAGCGAAGUUCUGAAAUAGACGAGAAUGUGUUGAAGAAGGAGCUCUCACGUUCUAUCCUAGCUUCUAACUACAGUGUUGGAAACACAGAACUAUACGUCAGUCCUUCGGUACAAAGUGUACAGAACGCUCAAGAUUUUGAUGAAUGUUCGGAUGAUUACAAUGACUGUGGAAGAGCAGCUAUGUGCAUCAACCAGCCAGGAACAUUUACCUGUAAAUGUAAGGAUGGAUAUGAAGACCUGAAUCCCAGCUUACCGGGCCGAGUGUGCUUAGGUGAGAUCAAAGACUGUGAAUACUGCAAUGGUCGAGGAGAUUGUACCAUAGCCGAUAAAGGGGCCAGGAUUUGCAGUUGUCAUCGUAUGUAUUUUGGUAGAAGAUGUGAGAUCAACGGUUUGAUUUUAGCCAUUGUCCUACCCAUUGCUGCGAUCCUCUUUAUUCUACUUAGCUGUUGUCUACUUCAUUGGUGUCGCCGUUCGCGUCGUCAGCAUCAGAAAGAGGAUAAAAGCAAACCCAUGACUUAUACCUUGGGAAUGAACAAUGAGACACCAACAGAAGGCAUCGUAGACAGAAAGUCUAUGAUAUUUGACUCGUCCAGUGAGGGCAGCAUUGACCAUGGCAUUCGUCACCCUUACGCCUUUGAUGGUCCUUACCAGCCAGAAGACUGUACUCUACCAAAGAUGAGCAGUGGGAAGAGCGAGCUAAGCCUUGACCGGAGUUUAUCGACUGGCUUUGCUGUACCACCAAUGGUCAUUCCUCGAGCGAAACAUCAUCCGAAACAGGCAAGCUAUGGUCUGUACCAGGGACAGAUGUAUGCUUGGUGAAGCAAACACCACUAAAGAUGUCAGAGUCCUGUCCCUUAAUGUUGAUUUCUCUUCAAGACACGAAGAUGGUUUUAAUGUAGUUAAAACGUCAAGGACAAGUGUUCGUGGCGUACGCCAUCUUGUAUCAUAUAAUCACUUGUAUAUUAUGAACUAUAACCUGAAAUUAUGCUUAACGUGCCGAGUGUAUCAGGUAAUUUUAUUAACCUUGUAGCACUUUACUGAAAUAAAUAUUAUU